Delphinapterus leucas (beluga whale) is the source of this 2298-nucleotide messenger RNA. The record is from RefSeq and is a predicted model, not a curated record. NCBI's taxonomy places the organism in Eukaryota, Metazoa, Chordata, Mammalia, Artiodactyla, Monodontidae.
GCGAAAGGGCGGGAGUAGGCGAGGAGUCAGGGUCAGGGUGGAUAGUUAGCGCUUUGAAAUUCCAAUUUGCCCCCGAGGCGUGUGUAGCUGAGGUUUAAAUUGCUGAACGAAGUGAGCAGUCCUGCUGUUGCUUCAGCACACCCUCUCAGGUGUCUCCCUUUUGACUUGCGCCGGCACAGCGGCCAAGUCGACUGGCCGUGGCGAGACUAGCCUGUGGCUGAGGUGAUCUGAGGGAGCGUGAGAGCACGCCAUGUUCGUCCCCUGCUCGGGAUGGGGGCUGGGCUGCCUCCGGCUCUGUCUGCUCCGAGUGUGGGCCAGCGAGGUCGCGGGGCGCUGUGCGUGCGGGGCCUGUCAGGCCCGGCUGUACGGCUCAGGUGGGUCCCAGCCCGACGUCUCUCGGUCUGGUCCCGCGCGCCGGACUCUGAAGGAGUGGGCACUUCUGGUGAGCCCUUUCGGCCGGCUGCGGACGCGGCUCCCCUGCUCCCUAGCCGUGAGGCCCCUGGACCCUCUCACCUACCCGGAUGGUGACCACGUGCUGGUGGCGGUGAGCGGAGUGGAGGGUGGGGCCGUGGCCAGCCUGCAGGUGAGGUACGACGAGGCGCAGAAGGAGGUGGCCAUCGUGUCUGACGUCAUCGACCCCCAGGCGUCCGUGGAAGUGAACGCGCCCCUGAAGUUUGAUUUGAAUAUCAAGUCAUCAGGGUCUGGCUGUGUAAAAGUCGAAAAUAUUGAGUGUGAUAAUUGCAAAAUUGAAACUGAACAGGGGACCAGCAUCUUACAGUCAGUUAAGAGUCAAAAAUUACAUAUUCAAACAAAAGGAGGUAAAGUGAUCUGCCUGGGAACAGUUUAUGGAAAUAUAGAUAUUCAUGCAUCAGAUAAAAGUACUGUGACCGUAGAUAAACUGCAGGGAAGUUCUGUUAAUGUAUCUACUGAAGAUGGUUUGCUGAAAGCCAAGUGUCUUUACACAGAAUCAUCAUUUCUAUCUUCUGCUGCUGGAGAUAUUACAUUAGGAAGUGUUCAUGGUAAUAUAACGUUACAAAGCAAGAUGGGUAACAUCACAGUAGAUUCGUCUUCUGGAUGUCUAAGUGCCUCGACUUAUCAGGGUGCCAUAGAUGUUUAUGUCAGCCAACUGGGAAAAGUGGAAUUGAAAUCCCAUAAAGGAUCUGUUCUUGUCAAGGUUGCAUCUUCUCUUCAAGCUUAUUUACAGUUAUCAGGGAAAGAGAUUGAUGUGAACUCAGAAGUCCAUGUUGAAGAAAUGGAUGAAGCUCAUAAAGAUGACGGUAUAAUAAUUACUGGAAAUGGCCGUAUCCACUCCAGCUUCCAGCAGCCACCAGCCUAAUCAGUCAGCAGCCAUCAACACUGAAGCAAGACUCUCCACCAGCAAAAAGAUUAUUAAUUGCUAGUCAGAUAAUGGUUAGCAUUUUUUGUUUUACUCUUUAUAAAUUUUUAUUAUAUAAAAAAUUUAUAAAAUUUUAAAUUAUGCUUGUAAAUGGAUGCUGUGAGGAAGAUGCAUGCUUACCUCAUUGGUUAUUAUGAAGCUUCUUAGGCCAUUUAAUUAUUUUUCUGUUAUUUGUUACUAUAUCUUAUACUCUAGCCCCUAUUUCCUAAACCAGGAAGGACCAAAUUUUAGAGCAAAGUUUAUUUCCUGCCCACAGUCCAAGAAUCUGGGUACUGAUCAGCAAAUUUCUUUUGGAGAGUAGCACAUGAUGUACGAUGAGGUUGGGCCCCAGGUUGUCUCUGAUAGUAGAUUAAAUCCAUUAAAGUAAUCGUACAGAGGGACUUCAGAUAAACACAACAGUCUCCUGUGGAGAGAGCUGUAUGAACAAGUUAUUGAGUUUAGAGAAACUUUUGUUUCAUUUUGAUUCCAAAACUGGUGCCCAAAAGGCCACAGACCUUAUUUAUCAAGUGGAUAUCAAGUGGAAUAAUUUGAGGCCUAGAAAAUUAAAGCAGUUUGCUUUUUCUAUGGAGAUUUUCAAUCUGAAACCCAAGUUUGGAAGUAAUGAGCAACUUUAUGUGUCAGUUGUUAUUAUAGGCAGCUGAGCUCAGCUCUUUUGGGCCACCAUACAGAGCCUAUGAGGCAUAGAAACAGAAAUACUCUCACUGCUAAGAGGUCUGGAUUGUAUCUGUAGCAUGAUUUCUGCAAGAAACCAUGCCAAUAAACUUUAGUUCCUGGGGCUCAGGCUUCCCACAGGGUUUGAUGUGUCAGCCCUGUAAUUUUAUUUAAAUUCCUGCUCCAUGGUUUCCCUUGUUGUUGCCGUCACUGGUAAAUAACUGUGUGUUGUAUAAUUCUUUUUUUUUUUU